CGACUGGUAAACAGGAACCGAUCGAAUCAAGUUUAAUAUCAUCGGCAUGAGGAAUUUGUUGAUCCUGCGCUAGCAGUACGUUGCAAUACGUAAUAAUAGAGGGAAAAGGACAGUGAAUUACACACUGUAAUUCUCAAUUUUUAGAGUCAUUAAGUUCCAACAGCUUCCAACAUGUACACUCUCUUGUGUCUGUGAGGAUCUGUAUCUCAUCUUUGGAGAGCUUUGGAGUUAAUCAGUGGAACCAGGCAUGCCACUUGUGCAGCUCAGAGAGUCUGACGGUCCCAUUGAAAUCCAGUUGUCUGGCUCUAGUGAGUGGAUUGAAUAUGAUAAACUACAGUUGGGAUCCGCUCACAUCGACAAAUAUGUUAAGGGAACAAUUUCAGUGAAGUAUUCACCGCAUGAACUUGGAACAGGAGAAAAAGUUUUAAAAAUGGUUUUGGAAGAGUCAACUUUGCAGCCGUCAACAGCCAGCCAAGCUUCAAUCAACACCUUUAUAUUUGGAAAGUUGGUGGGAGACUGUGAUAGCAUUCUUAAACAAGGGGACACGGUGGUGCUCAGGAAUUUCCAAGUUAGUGAGUCCUCAAGUGCCAAUAAGGAUGGAAGGCAUGCUUUUCAGCUCGAACUUUCAGAUGAAGCAGGAGCCACUGUGUUUGUUUGUAGCAAAACUGGGCAAGAAUCGGCACCGAUCAUCCAAAAGCCUAAGGUUCGAUUAUGUGAUUAUACGUACAUGCCACUAAAUAUGAUCAAAGAUGGAGUCACUGUAAACGUGUACGGUGUCGUGAAGUUCUUCAAGCCUCCAUAUCGCAGCAAAGGAACAGAUUACUGUUCUACAGUCACCAUAGUGGACCAUUCAGAAGGAAAACUCCAUUGUGUGAUUUUCAACGGGAAUCCUGAUCUGCUUCCUAAAAUCUACAAAGUUGGCGAUGUGGUUCGUUUCCAUAGAGUGAAGAUUCAAGAAUUCAACCAUGAACUUCAGGCCGUCAGUACCCCUGGUUUCUCAGCCUUGACAUUUGAUGGAACUGUGGGAGCGCCCAUUAAACCACGGACAUCCAGCAAGACAUACAAUUUCACAUCUACAGACCAUCAAAAGGUGGAGGAACUGCGCAGAUGGGCAAAUGCAAACAUUUCCAUCCUCAACACAGCGGUCAAACUCUCAGAAGUCAAGCCUGCUGAGUAUUUUGACUUGACCUGUCAACUUGUUGCAAAAGCUGUAGUGGAUCGAUCUGCUGUUAUGCUGAAGGUCUGGGAUGGUACCAAAUGCCCACACCCAUUGAAGCUGGUCCCAGUGGCCAGGGACGCCCUGGAAGGAGAUCUCAGUGAAAUCCGUGGACUGAGCCAGAUGACUGUGGACGUGCUGGUGUACGAUAAUCACAUCAGAGUUGCCAACUCCCUCAAGCUGGGAACAUACCUGAAAAUCCACAACAUUCACGCAAAGCUGACAGCAGCCAGCGCCGAGAAGCGGGACGAGAGUCUGGACGGAGGGCCAGAGAUGGAAUUCCACCUUCAUGGGGGCACGUCAUACGGACGAGGGAUAGUGGUGCUGCCAGCAGACUGCAGUGACGUUCAGUGGCUGAAGCAAUCUUUAGAGUCAGCACUUCCUUCAAAUCAGGAUAGCAUGGACGAGUUUGUGCAGAUGGAAAUACUGAACAGUUCAAGUGGACCUUUGGCAUGUCAAGAAUUCUCACCAGAUUGCGUAGAGCGAUGCCAUCAGGAAUCUGCUACAGUGCUCACAGCUCAUCAGCACAUCAGCACAACCUCACUUCGAGAUGUUUUGGACAAAACAGCUCCUUGCAAACAUCGCAUUAGAGCUAAACUCGUGAAUUAUGAACCCAGAGCUCUCUACCAGUCAGUGAAACUGUAUUGUCCCAAGUGUCGUACACUGCAGGAGAUUCCAGAUGACGAUGACAUUGAUGCCUUGUUGCAAGAUGCUUGCUGUGCUGGUGCCUCAUCUGGUUCCCAGCCACAUGAUGCAGGGUGGUAUGAAACAACUAUCUGGGAACAAGGAGACCAAAGGCGGCGUCAGAUCAUAGUCCGCUUCGUGAAGACAAACAGGUUGCACAGGACUCCAGAACGAUCCACAGUCCUGGUGGAAAGGGUAACUCUGAAUGAGUUGUACCACUUCUCGGAGAAGUUUGGAAAUGUCAUUCCCACCACGUCCAGUACUGAUCACUUGAUACUAAAUGACCUUUCCGUUCCUUUCCUGAUACAAGAUGGGAAAUGGCAUUAUGGCUGCAAGCAAUGCUCUGACCCACAACCAGUGAGUGCUCUUCAGUCCCUGACUCCCAGUGAUUCAUGGGAGCUAACAGCAAUAGCCAAAGUUUUAGGCAUCCAAAGGCUGCAUUAUGUUUUCGUCUUGAAGUUUACACUUGAUGAUGGAACGGGAUCACUCGAUGCAUUUUUGUGGGAUGAAGCGGAACGAUUCUUUGGAAUUCCCGCAGCUGACAUUGUGAUCAGUGAAGUACUUCAGGAAAAGCUAAGAAGAAUAAUGAGCAUGUUGUGUCCUCCAAAGUCAGAUCCAGAAAGCUCUCCAUGGCUGGAAUGCUGCCUCAAGUCCUAUUAUGUCGGGGAAGGCUUGGAGGAGAAGACGUGCUAUCAAGUGUUUGAUACCACAUUUGCAGGAUUUGAAGAGAGCUAACAUUUCAUGAACACAUCCUGAACCAACUUUACCGAGAGUGAGCCCUAAAGUAUUUUAGUAUUUCUUACUGUAUCAAAGACAUCUUUAUCCUUCAUCAGUUAGGGGCGGUUACUAUCCCUUUCACGUUUCUGUACAUUAUUUCCUUAACUAGGAUAAUGGAUGAACAUCAAACCAUUAUAAUCUGUAAGGAUGUAGACUGGAAUACUCUGAAGUUAUAGUACCUUCCCAGCUCUGCCGAUGUAUUUCCUUAUAGUAACACACAGAAAAUGCUGGAACAACUCAGCAGGCCAGGCAGCAUCUAUGAUAGAUAGAUACCAGAGAUACCACCAGCAUAUUGUGUGUGUUGCUUGGAUUUCCAGCAUCUGCUGAUUUUCUUUUGUUUGUGACACUGUAUUUUCUUAUGGUUGAGUUUCUCUCCGCUUAAGUGCAUGAUUGUCCGCUGCCAAGUAUCAAUAAGAAUGGAUUCUUUUUAUAGAACUACUGAAGACAGACAGAUUAUGAAAAAAGCCAUGGUUCAUCAUAAAGCUUAGCUUCACUGCCAACCUUUUUAAACAUAAGUCGUUGCUGGCUAGCUCAGUAACUACAUGUUCACUUUAGACAAUCAUUGCUCAGUUUCUCACUAAUCAUAAAACAGUAAUGUUUAUUCCUGAAAGUUGUUUUAAACUUUCUCCCUCAGCACCUGUAUUAUCUCUUGUAGCUGUCAUUUAGGGAUUUGUUCUGGAUUGUUCACUUUAUAAGGAUUGUUUUAUGCUCCUUUAUGACGCACACAAUUGUAUUUUAAUACGGUUACCCACCCACUGGCUUUAUCCUUCACUAGUUCUCUUCAUGCUUAAAAGACACUGCACAUUUCAUGCAGCCCAUAUUCAGUCGAAUUGUGGAAUCUGAAGCACCUUCCUGCAAAUUUGUUAAGCAAAUUUGUAAGAUGUUUGAGUUCUUUAGAAGUUGGGAUACCUUGCAAUAUUGGUGAACUGUAGUAACUUCAGAUGACUUCAUGACAUGUCCAGUAUAUAGAUAUGGAUGUAUAUAAAAGUUUCUUAGCCUGAAAUUUAAUUUCACAGUUUGUUUUGCUACAUAGCAUUGAAUUUCAGAUUUUGUUUCUUUUUUUAAUCUAUUUUAAAAGCCUUGAAAUGGACUGUAAAGGAAUUUAAACCAUGAAAUUACAUCCAGAGGAGUGCAGUUUCCAAUAUAACUGUAAUCGAUGGAGCAGCACGGGUGUCACCCCACUGUGCAAUGAAGACCAAAACCAGUAAAAUACACAGUGACUGCAGUUUGCAGCUGAUCGGCCACCAGGGGGCAGGUGACUGCGCUCAUUGCAUAGAGAGAUGUAAUUUGGGGCAGUACAGUCCCUCCGAGCAGCUCGCUCCAGCCUGGUAAUUAUAUUGGAGAAAUUAUUCAUUGGAAUGUAGGAGAAUAAGAAUCUUAUAGAGGUGUAUAAAAUCAUGAGGGACCUAGAUAGGGUGAAUGCACACAAUCUUUUUCCCAAAGUUGGAAAAUCAAGAACUCGAGGAUAUAGUUAAGUGAGAGGGGGAAGAACUAAUGAGAAUGUGAGGGGCAACAUUUACACCAGAAGGUAUGAAUAUAUGGAAUAUAUGCCAGAGGUAGUGGUUAAGGCAGGUACAUCAACAACAUUUAAUAAACAUUUGGAUAGGUACAUGGAUAGGAAAGGAGGGAUACGGGCCAAACACAGACAAAUGGGACUAGCCUAGAUAGGAAUUUUGGUUCACCUAGACCAAUUAGGCCAAGGGGUUGUUUCCAUGCUGUAUGACUCUUUACCUCUCUAAAUCCUAACCCAAUGGACACUGAAACAUCCAUGCAAACUGCACAGAAAUACUACUGGCAUAAAAGGGAGGGAGUGGGAAGCUUACAAAAAGAAUAAAGCUGCAACACCAUCAGAGAUGCAAGCAAUAACUUAAAAUCUGACAGCUAUAAAGAGAGGAAGCAAGUGUGAUGUACACGCAGAGAACAUGACACAAAAAUAGCUCUGUAAGGCAUAGGUGCAGAAUUAGGCUGUUCGGCCCAUCAAGUCUGCUGAGCCAUUUCAUCAUGGGUCAGAUGCUUCAGUGGAUUCACCCGCCUGAAGGAUGCUCUUGCGUCAGUCUCAGAGACAGAAAUCAUAGCGUCAUCGGGACUCAGGGAGUUUGUAAAGGUGCCUCCAUCUUCAGGAGUGAACUGGUAUAAUUGUGUGCCAUGGUAGCUUGUGGUUAAUGCAACAUUAUGAUGUCACCACGUCCUAUG
Mobula hypostoma (lesser devil ray) is the source of this 4870-nucleotide messenger RNA. It is a transcript of the gene pot1, whose product is annotated as protection of telomeres 1 homolog. The coding region runs from base 248 to 2635 and encodes 795 amino acids. Gene Ontology annotation, molecular function: telomerase inhibitor activity; G-rich strand telomeric DNA binding. The record is from RefSeq and is a predicted model, not a curated record. Gene Ontology annotation, cellular component: chromosome, telomeric region; nuclear telomere cap complex. Gene Ontology annotation, biological process: regulation of telomere maintenance via telomerase; telomere capping. The transcript is spliced from 22 exons. Lineage: Eukaryota; Metazoa; Chordata; Chondrichthyes; Myliobatiformes; Myliobatidae.